Messenger RNA from Chara braunii, 965 nucleotides. NCBI's taxonomy places the organism in Eukaryota, Viridiplantae, Streptophyta, Charophyceae, Charales, Characeae. The record is from the annotation of a GenBank genome assembly.
UGGAAGAGUCCUCCAAGCCGAUGAAGGAUCAAGACAGUUUAUGGACGGACUUCGCCAAAUUUGACAGCACACUGCAUCAGAUUGGUGGAACUGUCAUGGGAAGAGUCACGAGGAGCUGCAGAAGAUUGCAACACGAGUGACAGCAAUGUGGAGCACGGUCACCCCUUGCGAGCGGAACUGGUCCACCCUCGAUCUUGUGCACGAGAAGAGGAGGAACCAGUUGUGCCCUGAAACUAUCAACAAGCUUGUUUAUAUACAUUGGAACAUGCAGCUCACGAAUGUGAAGAAGAAGAAGAACAAAGGGGGCUUCAUUGACUUGUGGGCGAGCUUCUUCGACGACGGACAAGCGCCGCCACUUGAGGACCUUGCCAUUCUUCCUCCCGGAGCACCGAUUGCAGAAGGUGAGCUGGUUGCGUGUGAUCGUUUGAGCAAGACACCAAUUGAUGGGGUUCCAAAGGUAGGGAGGUUGGAUGAGUCUAGCUGCUCUGAUGAUAGUGACGACGGCGAGGACUUGGUUUGGAGGGGGAAGGGUGUGAAGAAGAGGGAUGAGGUGGUGAAGAACGGGAAAGCACCCACGGUAGGUGAGGAAGAAGGUCAUGAUCGUAACGGGGAGGAAGAGAACAUGGAGCAAGAGGAAGCGGGGGAAGAGGAAGAGGAAAAGAUUGAUUUCGGCCUGCGCUCAUACAACGAUAGCGACAAGUCUAAGGACAACAACGAGAUUGACAACAAUCUCCCGAACUUGCAUGAGUUUGGUUACUUCGACAGCAGCCUGCGUGUUGGACUGGAUGAUGAUGAGGCUGAGAGAAGAGCGGCACAGGCCCUAGCGCAAACAGACCGUGCCAUUGUGAUGCAGCGCAUGGAGCAGGAGGCUGCCAGACGAGCAGCCUUGCCACGUAACAUCGGGCAAAGGGGAGAAUAGGGUUGUGAAAAGAAACAAGAUCAACUCGGGGGAGAGUCAGCCACAG